Messenger RNA from Acanthopagrus latus (yellowfin seabream), 4427 nucleotides. RefSeq names its product chondroadherin (gene chad). Lineage: Eukaryota; Metazoa; Chordata; Actinopteri; Spariformes; Sparidae. The record is from RefSeq and is a predicted model, not a curated record. Gene Ontology annotation, molecular function: protein binding. Bases 1522 to 2646 code for a protein of 374 amino acids. Gene Ontology annotation, cellular component: extracellular matrix. The transcript has 4 exons.
UACAUGAACAGCAUGUUAAGAACAGAGAGAAAGAUGGAGGAUGGGCAGAGAAAGCAUGGAUUCACCCGGAGAACAAGCUGCAGCAAAAAGAAAAAAAGAAACCUUUCCCAUCAUCAUAUUAAGUGUGUGAAUAUUUUAGGCAGACAACAUGAUGCUCUGUAAACUCUGCAAAUGGGAAAAUGCUUAUCACAGACAAGUUAAUCUGAUGAUUAAACUUCUCACCAUCAACUAAAAAUAAUUUCAGCUCCAAAGUGAGUGUAUUUACUAAAAGUUUCUGUAUUUCUGUUCUGAGUGACUUUCUAUUUGUCCUCCACAACUCUGCAACUCAUUAUAUUUUUUAUAGACUCACUUUGAUUCACAUUUUAUGUUUGGCUUGAGUCGAGGUCAUAAAAAUAUCUGAUAGAAAUAAGAAAACUUGAGGAGAAAAGAGACAAAUUGAAUAUACUGUGGUGCACAAAGGUGCAAAUGCAAUCAGCAGGAGAGAGACUUUGGACAAACAGAACCUGUGAGUGAGAACUUCACCUGGAAAAAUCAGGGAGGAGAUGAUAUUCCCAAUAAAAUGUCAGAUUUGUUAAGUAAACUCUAGAUUCCAGGUAACCUGGGUGGAUCCAUCCAUCUGAAGCCAAACCAUCCACUGACCCGAGCCAGUCAACAAAGUGCUGCUGCACCUUUUCUAGACUCUCCCUUUAUUAUUAAAAGCAGGUGUAACGAACACCACAAACAAACCUUUGUUCUUGUGCUAACUUAAGAAACCCGAGAGCCACAAUUACAAUACCAACUCUAAUUUAACUGUACAGGACCAUUACAUAAGACCACACUCCAUUUCUAUGGAAAGUAUGCACGCAGGAAUGUAAAGUGGUAUCUCAAACUUUCCUUUGUAGGUAUCUUUGUUAUGAUUGUUCUGACUUGAAACAGCAUCUCGCUUCGUGCCAGCCAUCUGGAGACUAUUAUAGGUUAUAAAACAGCUGCACAUGCAGGAGUGGCUCCUUUUCCUGCCACCGCAGACUGAAAAACAAUAGAGACGUCUGGGAGCGCGCAUGGAUCGAACCUCGCCUCAUGCCACGUUGUUAAACGUUCACCUGUCAGACAUCUAAUAGGACAGAACAAGCAGCUUUUUUGCUUAUGAUUUGUUUGCACGUCCAGCUGCGAGUCGACUGUCACAACAUCAGCCCUCGGUUUGUGUUCAAAGCAGCAGAGCGGCUGAGUUCUCCCACUGCGUCGUCUUCCUGCUCAUUUAGGGUUAAAUUCUCACAGACACUUGACUUCCUCUUGCAAACCUCUCGCUCUAACACCCUGGCAAGCCCUCCUCGUUUUUUUCCCCCCAAGUAAAUGUUAUAAAUAGAGCUGUGUGUUCUGUUGACUGGCCAUCCUCCUCUCAAAGUGAAUGUCUCGGCCCACCUUUGCUCAGUCACUCACCUUUUUUCGCUCCUUCUCUCUCUCUCUUUCUCUCUCAACACACAAACACACUUCAGCUCAACCUCUUGACUUUCUUGUUCUUCUCUUCCUCUUGAGUUCUUCUCUAUGAGACUUUUGACUGGAUUUUUCUGCUUCAGCAUGCGCUGCGUGAGAUGGUUGUUGCUGGGGACCUGCCUCCUGGUCCUGGGCCCCGCGGUGCAGGGAGCCCCGACUCAGUGCCCCAGCCUGUGCCACUGCCACGGUGACCUGCAGCACGUCAUCUGCGACAGCGUCGGGCUGAAGAAGAUCCCCCAGGUGUCAGAAGUCACCCGCCUGCUGAACCUGCAGAGGAACAACCUGGGUAGCAUCCCCACAGGCGCCUUCAGUGAGAGCAAAGGGCUGAUCUCUCUGCACAUGCAGCACUGCCAGCUCCGAGAGAUCGGAUCCCAGGCCUUCAAGGGCCUGAAGAAGCUCAUCUACCUCUACCUGUCCAACAAUGAGAUCAGCAGCAUCAAGCCUGGCGCCUUCGAGGACCUCACCGAGCUCACCUAUCUCUACCUAGAUGAGAACAAGAUCAGCGACCUGACCAAAGGCAUCUUCUCCCCCAUGAUCAACCUCUUUAUUCUGCAGCUCAACAACAACAAGCUGCGGGAGCUGCGCCCGGGGACCUUCCAGGGCACCAAAGACUUGCGUUGGCUGCACAUGAGCGGGAACGAGCUGACGACCCUGCAUCCGGGCUCUCUGGACGAUGUGGAGAACCUCGCUAUCCUCCACCUGGACAGGAACAAGAUGUCCACCUACCCCAGCGCGGCCAUGAGCAAACUAAGAGUGGUGGAGGAACUCACGCUGGGGAAGAACCCCAUGAGGACCAUCCCUGAAAACGCCUUCCAGAGCUUCGGGCGAUACAUGGAAAAACUAUACCUGGACAACAUGGGUCUGGAGAAGUUCAGUGAUGGUGCUUUUACUGGCGUGACGGCGGUCAAGUCGCUGCACCUGGACAACAACAGGCUGAAGUCGCUUCCCAAAGGAUUUGAUUUCAGCACCAUCACCAACCUCACCCUCUCCAACAACCCAUGGAGCUGCACAUGCCAGCUCGCUCCACUGCGCAGGUGGAUGGACUCCACCCGCAAUCCCCCGGAUGCAGUGUGUGCUUCUCCACCUCAGCAGAAAGGAAAACAAGUCAGGGACAGCACCGCCUUCAGUGGCUGCCGGGCGAAACAAAAGAGAACCAAAAAGGGCACUCGUCACUGAACACGCAGCUGUACAGGAGACGCCGAGGAGGAGCCUGUCCCGGUGACCGGCUGCACAUGCAACGAAAGCAAUGCUAACUCGUUCUACUUCAAGACUGUCCAUCUAUUCGUCUGCCAAAUGUUGUCACUAGUGUAAACACAGACAAAAUGUAGAUACACAUGCUCUCUGUCUGUUUCUCUCACACACACACGAACACACAAAGAGCUUUACAGACCUUUCAUUUUCAUUCAUUUAUAUCAAAGAUGAAGACUUACGUAUGAAGUGGAAAUGUUCAGGUAAACACCAAAACAAAGGAUGCAUUUGACUAAAUGCAAGGCUAAAAAAAAAAAAAAAAAGCAUUAAAGGGUACAUGUGUCGUCUUUUUCUGCUGCAUUCAGUACCUUAGAGAACAGGAUACGGAAAAAGAAAUACAAAAAAGUUCCACUGUGUUGUUUAGCAUUAAAAUAACGUGAAGUCAAAUCAGAUGAGCUUAAAUAGAAAUGUUCAACAUUUUGGGAAAUAUGCCUAUUUGCUUUGCGGCACACAGUAAGAAGAGAAGACUGAUGCCAACCUCAUGUCUUAGCUUAGCUUAGCAUAGCAUAAAUACUGGAAACAGCAAGCCUGGAGCUGUCGAGAGGAAACACGAUCUGCCUAUGAACACCUCCAUCACAGCCAGGUUAGUGAAAGUGGUAACAGAACCAUUUCCAGUCUGUAGGUUGUUGGGUUGUAGCUCAGAGGUGGUUAUUGUUGUUUCCUGUAUCUGUUUCCAAUAACCGGCUAAUCUGGUAACAAUAUUCUCAUCUAACUCUUGAUGAGAAAGCAAAUACUCAUUCCUCCCAAAAUGUCCAACUAUGAAAGCUAGAGCAAUGUAUUUUUAGUCCACAUGGGGGCAGUGAGACCAACGUAAAACACAACAGUUUCCUCUUCAGACAUCCAGCAGACACGGAGCAGCUUGAUCAUUCAUUUGGAGCUGUGUUUCAAUAUUCACUCUCCUUUUAGCUCUGCAUCGGUUCAACUAACUCCUGAAUGAAAUACCUGGUUCUUUAGCUGCUGAAUGUUUCACUGAGUGCCUGCCACAACUGGAAACAAGGCUAAUGAGAGAAACUUAACAAAAACAUGCCAAACAAGCCGAAAGAAGCUAAAAAUCUCAGCACAGCAGCAGCAUCAUCCUGGUGUCACAAUCCAUGAACAAAGCAGAAAUGAAGCGUCUAAAAUAUAUGACGCUCCUUUAUUCUGGUUGUUUAACUACUAGAAAUAAAAAUCCUCCAGCAGUCGCUCAGUCAGACAAAUACACUCUUUACCCUGUUUUCUAUUUUGUGAAAACAUCCAAGAAAGUUAAAGUGAAGACGAGAAGGACACGGCGACUGAAGACCUGUUUAUCCGAGAGAUUCGAGAGACGAUGAGACUUUGACGAUGUGGGUGAGAUUAACAGGCGGAUUAAUGCAAACAAUGUCCAAGUUGUAUUUGUCUUUUGGUGCCAUUUUCCCUGUAUGAAGUUAUUUUAACGUCACAAAAGAUCUAUAAAACUGGAUUUAGCUCAUUUUUGCUAAGAAUGUACACAAAAAAGGAAUUCAAGGAGAUUUGAAUAUGUUAUAAAAAGUCAUUGCGUCUUUUACUAAAUACAAAUUAUUUGUACCGUACUUAUUAUUUUAACACUUCAACUGGAAGAACCGUUUCUUGCACACCAGCUAUAAGCGUCACUGACUUGUUGACUUUAUGUAUCUCUUAUGUUUAUUCAAUAUCUCUAUAUUUCCUGGACUUUUGGAAGUGUUAACAAAAGCUCACAUCCAAUAAACAUUUUA